Molecule: messenger RNA, 2045 nt
Organism: Contarinia nasturtii (swede midge)
Lineage: Eukaryota; Metazoa; Arthropoda; Insecta; Diptera; Cecidomyiidae
Product: probable protein phosphatase 2C T23F11.1
Exons: 5
Biological process (GO): protein dephosphorylation
Molecular function (GO): protein binding; protein serine/threonine phosphatase activity; cation binding
Source: RefSeq, a predicted model, not a curated record
AUUAGUUAACCAAGUGUUGAAUAUAAUGUUGUCAUUUUUCGUAAUUCCAAUUGAAAUUAUUGAGUUUUAGUAUCAACCAUCGCCGAUUGAUUAGAGUAACUUGCGAAAAAGAGGUAAGAUAAAAUCGAAAAAUCGAAAUUAACCAAAGAACAAAACCCAUUAAAUGUGAUUCUAUCAACAGUAUUGCGAAUGGUCUAAAACAUUUAGUUCAUUGAUAGUAUGUAUGUAUUCUUUGUAAUUUCGACGCCAUUGUUAUUGCCUUGUUUUGACUUAUGGAGAAAGAGAGAGUUGGCUCUAGUUGUAUGCAAGGGUAUCGAAUUUACAUGGAAGACAGUCAUACACAUAUUUUGUCUCUGCUUGACGAUCCGAGAACGUCGUUUCUUGCUGUUUAUGAUGGCCAUGGCGGUGCCAAUAUUGGUAAAUAUGCUUCAAAACAAAAAAAGGCUUUCUUGAAUAUCGAUGAAGCAUUGCUAACCUCGGAAGAAUUAAAGCAUGAAAUGGGUGGUUCAACAGCUGUCGUUACAUUGAUCAAAGAUAAGAAGCUGUAUUGUGCAAACGCAGGCGAUUCACGAGCCAUUGCAUGUGUUAAUGGACAGGCAAUCGCAUUGUCAGUCGAUCACAAGCCAAUUCUACCAGUUGAAAUGCAACGAAUACACGAAAGUGGUGGUUGGGUUGAGAAUUGUCGUGUAAAUGGUAGCUUGGCUCUGUCACGUGCAUUGGGUGACUUCAAGUUCAAGCAAAACAAAAAGCUUAAGGCUGAACGACAAAUUGUCACUGCUUAUCCAGAUGUUGAAAUUCACGACGUCGAUGAAACAUGGGACUUUAUAUUGUUGGCGAGUGAUGGUAUUUUGGAUGUGUUGACAAAUGAUGAUGUUGUCAAAUUGUGUUUGAAGAAAAUGGAGAAGGGCAUACCACCAGAGCAAAUUUGCGAAGAAAUAAUGACUGAAUGUUUGUCACCCGAUUUACUGAUGACCGGUACAGACAACAUGACAAUGGUUUUGAUAUGCUUUCUUCACAAUAAUUCAUACGAAGUUUUUUGCAAUCGGGCCGCUGACUAUUGUCUUCGUUUGUUUCCCGACGAUGAAAAAUUUCAAACAAAAUCGGUUGAAAGCCAAUUUGCAAAAAGUGAAAAUGCAGAGGCUGGAGCUGUGAUAACACAAGGUGAUGGCGAAGAUGAUGUGGCUGAAGAUUCAAUCUCAAAUUCCGUCGAAAAUGUUGAAGAAAACAAAGUUUCCAGCGCUGGUAGUCAAAGCUCCGGAGAAAAAAUAUCAAGCGACACUAUACAAAUUUUUGUCAAGACAUUGACUGGUAAGACCAUCACAUUAGAAGUCGAACCAUCCGAUACAAUCGAGAACGUUAAGGUCAAGAUUCAAGACAUGGAGGGUAUUCAACCAGAUCAACUGCGUUUAAUUUUCGCCGGUAAACAGCUCGAAGAUGGUCGCACAUUAAGCGACUAUAACAUCCAGAAGGAAAACACAAUUGAUUUAUUUUUAGGUUCGAAGGGAGGCAUGGAUCCAUCGGAUAGUGGUCAAGAAAGUGACGCUCCUUCGCCGCCACCACAAUCUGGACGCGGUCGAUACGAGACACUUGUGGAAGAUAUUACUGAUUCUGAGGUUGAGAAUCUUCUGUCUAGUUCUCCAAGUCCAGAAUCCUCUGAGUUUUCAGAUGAUGAAGAAAACGCCGAAGAAAAUCGGUUUGCCAAACAAAGAGAAGAAUUGAAAGCUAAAAGAGAAGCAGUGCUAAAAGCAUUGGAUGACGAAGAAGAACGUUUGGCCAAACUAGAAGAAGAUUUCAACAAACAAGAUGAGGAGAAUUCACGACGUGCACAAAUAUUAUUCGAUGACUUAGUAAAGUCCGGGACAAAAAGUUGGAAAUAUGCAAAAAGAAAAGUUGCAGUCGAAACAGUACCAGCUGGUGUUCGAAAACAUCUCAAACGAAUUUACAAAGAACAACAAAAUGGCUCCAGGUAUAGAAAAAAAAAGAUUAAUAAUAAUUCAUUAUUUAUUUCCAUUUUAAAAAAAAACCACGCAAUCCAAAAUAAAAAA